CGCGGGCAGUGAACAUUUUGAUUCCAAAAUGUACAGGCUCGCAGUGUACGCCUUUGUGAUCGCGGCUGUGACGUGCCAACAACAGGAGGGGGCUCGACGCGUGCCCAAGUACGCCGGAGACCCGAAGACGGCUGCCAUCGUCCAGGAAGCGAGAUACCUUAAUGGAAAUGGAGCUUUCGGAGCUGCGUACCAGCAGGAGGACGGCAUUGAUUUUAAAGAAGAAACAGAUGCUGACGGCAACAGGAGAGGCAGCUACUCGUACAUCGACCCCAGUGGUCAGAGGAAGACUGUGAACUAUAUCGCUGGCAAGAACGGAUUCCAAGCUGUCGGCGACCACAUUCCGACUGCACCGCAGCCGGUCGCGCCCACUCCCGGUUACACGCCCGACCCUCGUUACAACCCACCUGACUACAAGGCGCAGCAGUACACUGCCCCUCAACAAUACACCGCUCCCGCUCCCGCCCGCAACUAUGGAGGCAAGCCCAAUGAAGACGACGGUCAGUACUACCCUGAGCUGUACGAGCAGGAGAACUACGUCGCGCCUCAACAGCAGCAGCAGUACCAGGCUCAGCCGCAGUACCAGCAGCCGCAGCCUCAGUACCAGCCCCAGCCGCAACAGUACCAGCAGCCUCAGAGCAACUACGUGAACAACAUCUACCCCGGAACACAGCAGGCUCAGUACAGUGGCCUGCACACGCAAGCCUACAACCCCCCUCAACAGCCCGCCCGCCAACAGCAACAGUAUUAUGACCCAACGACGCCUCCCCCAACCCGCUUCUUCCCCCCCGGCAAGUUCAGCCUCAACAGAGCCCCUGAUGGCUACACCUAUUCCUUCCACAAAGUGUAAAUGUCUAGGUACUCGGGCGACUUGUGAAGGUUGAAUGUAAAAAGCACGCAUCUAUUAGCAAUUCGCCGAGUCACCGCGAGGUGACCGAGCAACUCGGACGCUUCAAAGCAUUUCUUAAUUGUUGUUUGCUGUGAUAUUGUGUGUUAAUGGACAGGUAUACUACGUAUUACGUUGUUCGUAUUUGUUAAUAAAAGAGGGUUGGAGGAUGUGCGUCAGUUUAAAAACUGAACUUGUAAAUAAAUGUAGAAUUACCAAAACCAAUUAAAUUUUGAAGUUA
Messenger RNA from Pectinophora gossypiella (pink bollworm), 1124 nucleotides. It is a transcript of the gene Cpr100A, whose product is annotated as DNA translocase FtsK. Gene Ontology annotation, molecular function: structural constituent of chitin-based larval cuticle. The record is from RefSeq and is a predicted model, not a curated record. The transcript has a single exon. Gene Ontology annotation, cellular component: chitin-based extracellular matrix. Bases 29 to 847 code for a protein of 272 amino acids. Lineage: Eukaryota; Metazoa; Arthropoda; Insecta; Lepidoptera; Gelechiidae.